This is a messenger RNA of Passer montanus (Eurasian tree sparrow), 1850 nucleotides long. It is a transcript of the gene UBE2D1, whose product is annotated as ubiquitin conjugating enzyme E2 D1. Lineage: Eukaryota; Metazoa; Chordata; Aves; Passeriformes; Passeridae. Gene Ontology annotation, biological process: ubiquitin-dependent protein catabolic process; protein polyubiquitination. The coding region runs from base 504 to 1016 and encodes 170 amino acids. Gene Ontology annotation, molecular function: ubiquitin conjugating enzyme activity. The transcript has 7 exons. The record is from RefSeq and is a predicted model, not a curated record. Gene Ontology annotation, cellular component: nucleus.
CACAUUCAGAAAUGUCUCCAACAUUUAUAGCUUACCACAGCCUGCUUUUUACAGCUGUUAAACUUGAAUUUGUGCUUCAUGCUGUCUAUAGGGCUGUUCAGGAGCACUCGUGGUGCAAGGGAAGGUGAUCAUUUGGAGGCUUUGCCCAUCUCCAGUCGUGUGUUAACCAUUAGCAUUCUAUUCUACCCUGAAAUGUUUUGUAGAGAGGAUUAGAGGAUUUAUUCCUACCACUGUCCCCAGCUUAGGUAUUUUUCUCCGUGGUUGUUGAUCCUGGCUGUGCUGGGGUAGUGUGGCAUGUGUUGCAGCUCUUGAGAGGUGCUUUUAUGUUGUUACAGUCAUUUUAUGUUACAGUGUUGGAAAUCACUCCUCCUUCUGAUGCAUCUCUUGCAGACAGAAUCUUGGGGUUGUGUAUUCUCAUAAAAGAUGUUGCACCAGUGUACACUGGUGACUUUUUCUGUUGAAAAUGAAUCUGAAAAUGAGCUGUGGAUCCUGUUUGUCAGCAAAUGUGCAUCUUGCACCAGCACUUUCUAUACCAGUGGCUAAAAGUAUUCGUGCAGACCCUGGAAGUGACCAGACCUGCAUCAUGCAGCUACAUGGAACUAAGUGAUCUGCAGCGAGAUCCACCAGCCCACUGUUCUGCUGGACCUGUUGGAGAUGACUUGUUUCAUUGGCAAGCAACUAUUAUGGGACCUCCUGAUAGUGCAUAUCAAGGGGGAGUAUUUUUUCUCACAGUACACUUUCCAACAGACUAUCCUUUCAAACCACCAAAGAUUGCUUUUACAACAAAAAUAUAUCACCCAAACAUAAACAGUAAUGGGAGUAUUUGUCUUGAUAUCUUGAGAUCACAAUGGUCACCAGCUCUGACUGUUUCUAAAGUUUUAUUGUCCAUAUGCUCCUUACUUUGUGAUCCUAAUCCAGAUGAUCCUUUAGUACCAGAUAUUGCACAGAUCUACAAGUCAGACAAGGAAAAAUACAACAGACAUGCGAGAGAAUGGACUCAGAAAUAUGCAAUGUAAACUUUUGAAGACCUUUUCAUAUACCACAGAGUACUGUAAAUUCUAGUUUUUUUCAAAAUUAGAAGGAAAUGGAGCACAGUUUAUGGUUUCAAUGUGACACCCCUUGAAUUUUUUUUCACCCGUGUAAGUGUGUUUCUGGAGCAACAGAGAACAAACUUCUGAAAAUAACCUUAUGACUUUGAUAAGAAUAUUUAUCCUCUUUGUAUGCUUUGCAGAAGACAUUUAUUAUAGUUUUUAAGAGUUGGACACCUGCAUCUUCAGACUACAAGAUCUAUAAUUCAGUUGUAAAUCAAUGAAAUUAUUUUUGCUGGAAAAAGUAGCUGUUUUCAUGUGAUGAAUACUGUAUGUGUGUCAUUGAAGUAUGUUGUCUGUUUCAUACGUGUGUUCAAGUUUCUUUUUGUUAGUUCUCUUGUAUAAUUUGUAUUUUUUUAUUGUAUAGACUAUUUUAUUUACAAUGUAAGUCAUUUCAGUUUAGACUUGCUUGUGCACAGUAUUGACAAGAUACAAACUGCUAACAGUGAAAAUAAUUGGAGUAUCUCACCCAUUAGAAUAUUCUGAAGACUGACUGCAGACUUCUUAAAACCUAAAAUGAUCUUUGCACUGUAAAUCUUUGUAUGCUGAUUAUGGAGAAACACUUGGUUUUGAUUCUGUUGCAUACUUGACUUAAUUUUAUUGCAAUGUGAACUAAUUGCACUGGUAUGUAGAAAGAUAUGUAACUAUUUUGUUGCUAUUCACAACUGAUUUGUGACGUGUGGGCAACAUAAUACUAUCACAGACCUUUUACAAAUCCAGAUGUAGCCUUUUCCAUAUAAAUAAAAUACAUUUUCUACUUUC